AUGCCAAAGAUUACAUCUAAAAGAUUAGAUCCUAGCAAUCCUAAUGAGUCUUUAGUUGAACAACAAGUUCAUGGUGUUGAAAUUAAUGAAGAAAAAGAAACAGAUGAAGAAAUUGAAGUAAUAUCAAAUAAACAUUUAAAAGAAAUAAAAUCUUGGAUAGAUAGUACUAAACAUUAUAGUUUAUCAGGA
This is a messenger RNA of Cetraspora pellucida, 189 nucleotides long. Lineage: Eukaryota; Fungi; Glomeromycota; Glomeromycetes; Diversisporales; Gigasporaceae. The record is from the annotation of a GenBank genome assembly.